Molecule: messenger RNA, 8145 nt
Organism: Rotaria socialis
Lineage: Eukaryota; Metazoa; Rotifera; Eurotatoria; Philodinida; Philodinidae
Source: the annotation of a GenBank genome assembly
AUGAACGGUGCAACUUCACCAGAUAACCAACGAAAUAAUAAAUAUCCCAUAAAAAUUAGAACGUUCAAGAAAAAUCGAUCUCCAGCAAUCUGGACUAACGACGAAGAAGCCGCAAUAAACAAGGUUUUUUCAAGUGCAGAUUUCCCGCCGCUUGGUGCACUAACAACAACCCAGCAAACUACUUCUUCCGCUUCAUCAUCUCUAUAUCAUGAACAAACAGCUGCAUCAGGCGCUCACCAACCGCAACUCUUGGAACAAAAUACAAAUAUUUUGCAAUUUGAGAAUAGCAGAAUCAAUAAUAACUUGCAACCACUAAUGCCAUCUAUUCAAAUACCAUCGUCAACAGCAGCUGUACGAAAACCCAGUGGAAAACAAAAAACUCCAGGAGUUCAGUCAAAACAUUUUAUAUCUAGUACAACACGUAGAGUAUCGAAUUCGAACGUCAUUACAAAUACUCAUUUGAUACAAUCAGACACUAUGAACCCGAAUGCUGUAGCAGGGAACAGUUCAUCAACAUUGGUCACAGCAGCAGCAGCAGUACCACCACCACCACCUCAACCUUUAACAUUGUAUGAAAAGCAAAUUUAUGAAAAGUUAUGUGAGAUUAUUUUAACAAUUCAUAAAAGCAAAGAAUUCGUUUCUCGUGAACACGUUCAACAAGAGCUAUUUCGUUUUUAUCGUAUAAAUUCCUGGUAUGAAUUACGAGUUCAACCAUCAAGAUUUGAUGCAUUCAUGAAUCUUACUGAUCGACAAAAGAGCGUGAUAUUUUAUUUGCACGUUUUCGAACAAACAUUCAAUUUAUGUACGCUUAACGAUCUUGGAUUUCUUAUUGCUAGAUUUAUGAAAGUGGACAAAUAUGAUGAUCUUCGAUUAGGUCCACUCGAUAAAAAUCCAGAAGUACAACGAAUAUUUGGGUAUCAGCCAACCAGCCCUGAUCAACCUAUUCCUACGAUAACCACUGGACAAGUUAUAAAAAAGUUCAUGGAUUUUCAGAAAGUGCGUCGGCAGCAGCGAACUACACUGGAUACUUUUCUUGAUUUUCUUGUUCAAGAUUUCAUGCUUCAAUCGCGCGAGGAGCUGGGUCUAUUUUGCAAAAGUUAUCCUUAUUUAAUACAGGUGACCAAUAAUGUACGACGAGAUCUAGAUUCACAUAUACAACAAGAACAGCUACUGGUACAACAAGAAUUCAUUGAGGAUGUUCGUAAACAUCUAGAAGAGUUUAAAGAAAAAAUGCAUGACGAAUUAGAACUUUCAUCAUUCAAUAAGAAAAAAACACCGACUGCUGUAUUCAAUUACCUCACAUCAAUUGUUCAGAAGUAUUUAAAUUUCAUACCUCAACAACCGGCACUUUAUACGAUACUAAUUCAACUUCGUGACGAUGAGAUGUUACGAUGUCUAUUGAAUCUAAGCAUAUAUCUAGGCACUAUUGAAAAACCAGAAGUAUUUAUUGCAGAACUUAAAAGGCUUAUUGGUUAUCAAGACAAAAUUUUGCCUAUGGAAGAAUUAAUGACGGUGCCAGAAACGCCUAUUACAAUGAACAAAAUGAGCAAAAAAGAUCGUAAAAAAUUAAAAGCUAUUUUAGAACAGCAACAAUUACAACAUUCACAUGUCAGCGACAAUGAGCAGAUAACAACAGCAAAUGCUGUGCCUGUCAGUACAUCCUUCUCAAGCUCAUUUUUCGCAUCUCAAGCUCAUCAACCAAAAGCAGCAGUCUCUCUAAAACAGCUUUGCUCGGAUAUUUAUAGACAUCUGGUUUGUUUUGAUACACCACCCAGUAUCCAACAUCUUCUCCAAAUUGAUGAGGACAUUUGUAAUCAACAUGGCGUUACUAGUUUUUCUGCAUUCGCUGAUGGUGAUAAUGAAUACGAUGAUAUUCCGGAAAAUUUUGUAUCAUUUCUUAAUAAAUAUCGUGACACGAUUGAUCCAAAUGGAGAAUUAUCUGUUUAUGAACAGACGAAAUCAAUGGACGAUCGAAGUGCAUUAUAUUCAUUUGUUCAGCAACUGACUAUGAUCAACGAUGAUGGGAUAAAUGAAGAAUGCCAACCGCAACAUGUAACAUUGACGCAUGGACAUGUAAACGCUGAGCAACUUCAUAUCAGUGCAGAUAAGCGAUCAGCAAUUGAAAAAGCAAUUAAACAUAAAUUUGGUGAAUCUAUCAAUUUUCGUAAAGGAAAUCAAAUAAUUAGAAAAGCUAAAAGAAAAUUUCAUAAAAAUAAACAUACAAUUAUUCGCUUCGAAGAAUCUGUGUUAGAUUUAAAUAGUUUAAAUCAGCUCGAUGUUUGUUCAAUGUCAUUAAAUGUUAAUGAAACGCAAUUAUGCCAAUUAAUACUUCACUGCCCAUUAAUGACAAAUCUUUAUACAUGGCUUCAAUGGAUAAAUUUCUUUCAACCAAAAUAUGGUGCACUCCAAUCAUUUAUUACUAAGCAUGAGAUUGAGUUCAAAGAUCUUCAAUUAUUUGAAACAUCAACUGGAGAACUCUAUCGUUUACCAAUCGAUCCCAGUCUUGCUACGUUUGAACGUGAACUUGAUGCAAUGCAUAUUCGUUCUGCUGUUGGACAUUUAUGUUCAUUAAUUAUCCAAGAAGAGUUGAUUACAAGAUUUCCAAUUAAUGUUUAUCGAACAUCAAUGGAAACGUGGUUUCGUCAUUUGCAAUCUUUGGCUACAUUACAAAAUGAUCAUACCGAUCCAAUGCAACAUAUACUUGAAUUUUUAAUGUGUCUACCAAUACUGAUUGGUCAAUCCCGAUUUAUUGAAGAACUGAUUCUUCUACCGCUAGAUAAAGUGUUUGAUGAUGUUUCAGACAAUCAAAUAAAUCCACGAACAAAACUAUGGAAUUUGGCAAAUGCUCAACAACGAAUAAAAUUAGAAGUAUGGGGUCAUAAAGUUGAUAUUUCCGAAUGGAAAAAUGAGAAAAAAUGGUUAGGUGGUGAAGAAUCAGAAGAAAGAUCUAUAAUCCAAUCAGCACAUGAAUUGAUACGACAGCAAAUAAUUGAUACAGUCAAUCCCGCUGCGUCGACAACAACUGUAAAUGAAUCACUUUCGGCCACGACUACCAAAAAAACGACCAGCUUAUCUACUCUAUCAACGACGGCUAAUAUCGAUAAUGCAAGUGAUUCGAUUCAAGCUGCAUCCCAACAUAUUGAAUCGAUUCGUCGAGGUUUCGGUGUUGAUAAUGGCCUUGAUGCUGCUAGCCAAUCAAUCAUUACUAAUCUUCGAGGCAUGGUUGAACGAAGUUUAGAAAGGUUAUCUAAUGAUCUCUAUUUGGAACAAGGUCAUUUCGUAUUAGAACUUAUUCAAAAUGCUGAUGAUAAUCAAUAUACAUCAGAUAUCAUGCCUACUCUACGUUUUACUCUUUCGCCUGAACGAAUACUUGUCUGUAACAAUGAAAUAGGAUUUCAACCUAAUAAUAUCAUGGCCAUCUGUAACGUGGGCGCUUCAACCAAAGGGAAACAUAAACAAGGAUAUGCUGGCCAUAAAGGUAUUGGUUUUAAAUCAGUUUUUAUGGUAUCUCAUCGACCAGAAAUUCAUUCUCGAAAUUAUCACAUAUGUUUUGAUACUGUUAAUGGAACUGAACAAAUCGGGUAUACACAACCGAUAUGGUUAGAUCAAUACGAAGAAGUUUUGCCUAAUGUUGACGAAUGGACAACAUGCAUUCGUCUACCCAUUAAAAAAGAUGCACGAGACGUUCGAUUGAAAGAAAAUUUUAAGAAAAUUGAAUCUAUUUUUCUUCUAUUUCUUAAUCGUUUAAGAAAAAUCGAAAUUAUAAAUCAAUACGAUAUCUCUGAAACAACUAAUAAUAAUCGCAUAUUUACUAGAAUCGAUCAUGAUCAAGGACAAAUUAUAGAAUUAGAAGAAAAAUACAUGAAUGGAACUAUCAUUAGUAACUUAUGGCUUGUAGUCAAAAAGGUUAUUGAAGUACCUGCUGAUAUUAAGAUAAAAUUGCGUGACGUAAAAGGUGAUGUUGAUACGACGAUCAUUGCCAUUGCCUAUCCGCUCAAUGGCAUUCAAGACUCUUCAUCAUCAACAGUCCCACCAACACAACCUGUUUUUGCAUACUUACCACUGUGUUCAUAUGGAUUUCGUUUUAUUCUACAAGCUGAUUUUGAAGUUCCGGCAAAUCGACAAGAGAUUCUGCAUGAUAAUUUAUGGAAUGAAUGGCUUAAAUCAGAAAUGACUUGCCUUCUUUCGUUAGCCUAUUAUCAAUUUGAGCAUCUUCACGAAUUACUUGUAUCAUCUAAAAUGAAUACACAAAUCAAUAACCACGUAACACCGAUACAAAUGAUAAAAUACUUUCUUAAAUUUUUUCCUCUUCAAAAUGAAUCAAAACCAUUCUUCAAUAAAUUUGUCGAUAAAAGUAUUCAAUUAUUAAGAGGAAUUAUUAAAUUACCGAUUUCUCAACAAAAUGAAAAAGGCGAAACUGUAACCGAUUGGGUUUCGCCUUCUCAAUGUGUAAUUGUGCAAGAUCAAUUUAUUCGAAAAAUUCUCUCACAAGAUCUGUUAUUAUCGCACUUUAAUAGUUAUUAUGUACACGAAGAAUUAGUCCAUGAAUGUGAUGAACAAAUUCUAUUGAAAUUAGGCUGUCGCCAACUCGAUUUUUCAGAUAUUACAUGUCUUAUUGAAAUGUCAUAUCAAAAAAAUGAACAGCAACAUCUUAAAACACCAGCAGCUAUAGAACAAAUUGCUCAAUGGCUGGCAUGUCUUGACUAUAGUCUUCAAGAACAACGAGAAGAAAUGAAUUAUAAAGAACGUGAAAGUGAAACCAUUGCUAAAUUGAAAAAAUUAAAAAUCAUUCCAUUAAAAGACCAUUCACGUUUAGUAUCUGUUGAUGAAUUCGACAAACACGCGAUCUCAUUUCCAUUGAGUAAAUCUAAUAAAUUUUCAAAGCAUCUUAAACUUGUUCUUGACGAUUUACCAACAGUGGAUGAACAAUUAAUUAACUUCAUUGAAGAUAAAUAUCCAAGGCGAGCUGAGUCCAUUCAACGUCUUUUUCAAAAUCUUGGUAUCACCAGAGAACAUAAUAUUCGUGACAUAUAUCGUCAGCAUAUGCUACCGAUUAUGUCGGAUGAAACUCGUUGGUCUUCAAAAUCAGAAUCCAUAUUGAUUGCUUAUGUUUUAUGUAUUUAUGAGUAUAUUUACGCACCUAACAUUAAUCAAUUCGAAAAUGAAUUAAAAACAUUACAAAAUAAAAUGAUUGUCAAAACACGUAAUAAUAAAUUUGUUUCAUUGGGUUCUCCCGAUGUCAUUGUUCAUUUAACAUUAAAGUAUGACUGUAGAACUUCAUUGGAAUCUUUAAGUUCAUCAAAUCAUGAAUUCCUUUUUAUUUCGGAUGAUUACAUAAACGAGUUCUAUCAUACAGAAGCAUUCCGUACUGGUCAAGGUGCACGUGAUUUUGUCAAAUUUCUUAAGAGCCUGAAUAUAAAUGACUUUCUCCACGUAACCAUCAAUGAAAAAUCGUUUUUGACUGUUCAACAACUUGCCGAUACUAAAUGGGCCUAUUUAAUUCCACAACUAUCUGAAAUGGUUCAUGACACAUUUAUCAUACAAGAUUGUUCGUGUGAUGAAUUCAAUAAACUCGUAUCACCGUCUGGCGACAACCAAACAGUUAAUCUUGAAUUAUGUGUUCGAUUACUUCAAUAUUUAGAUUCGCAUUAUAGAGACGAUCCGAGCUACUAUGCAGGUUCGGUGUCACUAUUUCGUCCACAUAAAUUUGCUCGUCAUACGCCAAUAAAAGGCAUUGAAUCGUCGUUUUGUUUGUCCUUACGACAACAUGCAUGGAUUCCUGUUCAUGGUGACAUAUUACUUAAAUCAAGCGAAGUGUAUUUAUUGCCACCAAAUGAUCCGACAUCAGUCUUUCGUCGAUAUGUACCACAUAUAGAUGAAUCAAAAGUACGCUUAAAAGAGCAAGAAUUUAUUUAUAAUAUUCUUGGCAUAAGAUCGAAAAUUGAGCAUCGAACAAUAUUUGAGCUGUUUAUGAAAUGGUCGUGUAAUCUUGAUAGUGAAUCAUUGUCGAAAUUGAUCAACCAGGCAAAUACAUCUGAUAUCAUUCCUUGCACUCUUCCGAAAACAUUCCGUCAAUCAUGUCUCGACACAAUUGAUAAUUUUCGUCAGAUUUAUCAUUUUCUGGCUUCCAACGAUACUACUUGUAAUCUUCUCAGUCGUUUUCGUUCAUGGCCCAUUGUAUUCAUUCCACGAAAUCAAACCACUGGCGACUUCUUAUUCGUUGAACAAACAUUUUGGAACGAUCCAGCCUCCCUACUGUCAUCACAAGAUGCGAUUGCAGAUUCAAAUGGUCGCAUUCCUAUUCAAUCGUAUUAUAAUGAUAAUUCCUUGUUUCAUUCACUCUUUGUUGAAAUACUUCAUGUUGAAUUACACCCGACUGUCGAUGAUUAUUUACCAUUAUUAUCGAUUCAACAGGAUAUUCAGAAAAUUUGGCAGAUUAUUGAAAUAAUUACUAAAUUAGCCAUGGAACAGAACAAACAAAUAGAAGUUCGAGAAAAAUGUCUCGAUAUUGCUUUCAUUCCGUGUAUGGAUAAUAAACAAAAACUAGUGAAAUACAUCGAUCGUCCAUAUUAUCCGCAUGAUGUCGAGAUCGCCAAUCAAUUUUCAGAUGUUCUAUCAAUUAUUAAAUUACCAGAGUUCCCGAUUAUGACUUCGUUUCAAGAACAAUUCCGUUCGCUUUUUAAUAUUGAAUCUCUUGGUAAAGUCGUUCAAACAAUAGUUCAAGUUGAAAAUGAACAAACAUCAACGAGUCUACUUGAUUUUUACAGUUCUUCUAUUGAUCUAAUUCAAGAUUUUCUAUUAAAAAAGCAACUUAUAUCACAACCACGAUCUGCUCAUCUUUCAACUGUAUUCGCUCGUAUGCAUUUUGUUUGUGUCGAUCGUAUUGAUUUAUCAUACUGCCUUGGAAAUGAUAUCAUAAAAUCAGCAUCAACAUCCUAUCGUAAAGAUUCCUAUGUCGAUGAACAAUCAGGCAAAUUUUUUAUUCUAAAAAAAUUUGAAAGAUCUGAGAUGCGCUAUAUCGAUGCAAUGGUUGAAUUUAUUGUGGAAGACGAAAUGGUGCGAUCACAGCUCACAUCCUGUAUAAAGAAACUUUUGCAAAUUUAUGAAAAAGAUGAUCAAGAUGGGUUAGGCAAAGUACGAGAAAAUCUUAUGGUCGAUAACGAACCUAAAUGGAUUAUUCCGAAAGAAAUUAAAAAAGAGAUACCGAUUCCGGAACCCAUCAUAGAACAAGAGAAACCAAAGAUCACAGCUGAGGAACUUGAAGAAUUGAUGGAGGAGCGUUCCAUUCGGCCGAAACUACCGCCGAAAAAAGUAACCACUGAAGAAAAUACUAAUGUAAUAAACAGUUUUCCUGCAAAAGCUGGCAUUUGCGAAACUUCUGAUAAAACCACUCCGAAGAUACACAACCAUCCGAAAGACAAUAAUUCAACGGACGAUGAUAAUAAAUCAUCAAAAUCAUAUUCAAAUAAUCAAAGCCAUGAUCAAGAACAUGUAGUACAGAGAAGCACCACUACAGAACAUAAUGGUGAAAUUUCUAACGCACACGAAACAAAUAAUGAGGAGAGAAGACCAAACAAAGGUCCCUAUGUGCAAUCACAGGCUCCUAUUGCCUUUUCAGGCCCGAUUUUGUCGGCAUCAGCUAAUUUCGAGGAUGUUGCUGUUUCGACUUUGACGAAUAUCGAUCUAGACGCUUUCACUUCGACUGAUAACUCGUCCAAUAUAAGUGCUUCGCAUCCGAUUGGUACUGAAGCCGAUCGUAUAACAGGUCGAUUAGGUGAAGAACUCGUUUUUCGCUACCUUCAAAGUAAAUAUCCGGAUGACGAUAUUAAAUGGAUGAAUCAAGAUGCAGAAAGCGGUACUCCUUAUGAUAUUCAUCUGAUUGUUAAAUCAGAUAAUAAUCAAGAAAGAUUUAUUGAAGUUAAAACCACUCGAUCCUUUGAUCAUAAUUCAUUUCCAGUAUCGAUUGGCGAAGUUGAACAUCUUCUUCAACAUCCAUCAAAUUAUUAUAUUUAUCGAGUUUACUAUGCUGAUAAAGCAGAAUCAUCAAUAAUUACAAUCAUGAAUACAAUUAAAUUUAAUUUAGAACAAAAAUAUCUCAAACUUCUAAUGACUUUUGAAUCAAAGUCAGCAGAUGGACAAAAAUAA